GACCAACCUGGGGAAUCUCUUCCAUCCACUCCACCACUUUAUCCCCCCGUCCUUCCCCAGUCACUCGUCUCGCCAUGGCUCAUUGCGAGCGGGCCUCGAAGCCCCUGCUCCAAUGCCUGCAGAAGACCUACACAAAGGGUCUUCCAGGCCUCCAGCUGCAGUCCACCCGCGCCUUUCAGUCCACCGCUCUGGCUCGCGAGGAAGCCCAGACUGAGGCCAAGAGCGCUCCCUUCCACAAAUCGCCUGAUCCGGCCCUAGUAACGAGUCCCCGGCUGGAACGGAGGUUGUUACGCCAGGGAAUUGCCCCCGUCGGAUCUCGUCGACGUCGCGCUGCCCUCCAGGCCUCAUCCAACAUUCCCUUCGAGCAGCUGCCCUUCCAAUGUUUCCAGGAAGCCCGCAAGGUUUUGAUCGCGGACCGGGAGGAGAAGGUGCGCGAUAUCCAGUCGAUAAGCGAGAAGAUUGCCAGGCUUCAGGCCCUUUCCAAUGAGGAGGCCGGCGGCUUGCAGGUCAAGAAGUCCAAGCUCCGGGCCAUGGAGCUCCAUCUGGAACACCUUAAGAUCCUUGCGGAUGUCAACGACCCGCUGGUCAAGAAGAAGUUCGAGGAUGGGCAAGGUGACCUCAGCAAACCCAUCUACCGCUACCUGGCCGAUCGGAAAUGGAGGGAAUACCGUCGCAAGAUCCUCGUCCAAAGAAUUACGCAAAUGAAGGUGAUUCCCGACGUCCUUCCUCACUGCGACCCCAUCGUCGACACCAAGCUCUACUUCAACCGCAGCCAGGUGCAGCCUGGAGAAUACGUCAACGCCAAGGUCAGCACGACAGCACCUAAGCUCGACGUGCAACUUUUCGAGGGCGGCGAGAAGCUCGUUACCAUCGCCGUGGUCGACUCGGAUGUUCCCAACGUUGAGACGGAUGGCUUCGAUUUCAAGAUGCACUACCUGGCUGUCAACGUCCCCAUCUCGGCCACCAACACCAAGGUCGACCUGGCCCAGCUGUCGGGUGAGUCGCAGGUUGUCCUGCCAUGGGAGCCUCCUGUCGCUCAGAAGGGCAGUCCCUACCACCGACUGUCUCUGUUCAUCCUUGAACAGAAGGACUCCAAGCCAUUGGACUUUGCCGCCGUCAAGGCGAAGGAGACGGAGCGCGAGAACAUGCUGCCCCGCACCCUGCAGGCCCGGUACCACCUGAAGCCGAUCGGCGCGCACCUGUUCCGCACGCAAUGGGACGAGACGACGUACGAGGUGAUGAAGCAGAUUGGCUUCCCCGAGGCGAACAUGGAGCUCCGGAGGAAGCGGGUCGAGCCUCUUCCUUACAAGAGAAGAAACCCGUCCACAUUCCGGUAAACCAGCCAGCCUCAAUUCCUUUUCUGUUCAACUUUUUGGCUCUAGAUUUUGUAUUGUACAAGAGAAGAUGUAUGAAUAUGCACAAAUUCCACCAACUCCAGACUCCCAUGCCGUAUACCUAAGGGUAUCCAUCCGAGACAACAUAAUAUAACAGCAUUUAUCCCGACAAA
Molecule: messenger RNA, 1507 nt
Organism: Aspergillus neoniger CBS 115656
Lineage: Eukaryota; Fungi; Ascomycota; Eurotiomycetes; Eurotiales; Aspergillaceae
Product: mitochondrial 54S ribosomal protein mL38
Exons: 2
Coding region: 75-1337 (420 amino acids)
Source: RefSeq, a predicted model, not a curated record